Messenger RNA from Camelus dromedarius (Arabian camel), 2586 nucleotides. It is a transcript of the gene ZNF385C, whose product is annotated as zinc finger protein 385C. Lineage: Eukaryota; Metazoa; Chordata; Mammalia; Artiodactyla; Camelidae. The coding region runs from base 1 to 1521 and encodes 506 amino acids. The transcript is spliced from 8 exons. Gene Ontology annotation, cellular component: nucleus. The record is from RefSeq and is a predicted model, not a curated record. Gene Ontology annotation, molecular function: zinc ion binding; nucleic acid binding.
AUGAAGCGACCACUGAGCCCAUCUCCCCCUGCUGAGAAGGAGCCCCCGGUAUCUGGAGCUGCUGAGUGCCCACCUCGGCCCCCAGAACCCCCGAAGCCCAAGAGGGAAAGAAAACGGCCCUCGUACACCCUCUGUGACGUCUGCAACAUCCAGCUGAACUCCGCGGCCCAGGCCCAAGUGCACUGCGGGGGGCGGGCCCACCAGAGGCGGCUGCGGCAGCUCAGCCUGGGGAAGACGCCUGCAGGGCCAGCAGGCCCAGCCUCCGGUGCCCCCAGCCCCCUGCUGGCCUCCCUGCCCCUGCCCACCAGGCCUCUGCAGCCCCCGCUGGACUUCAAGCACUUGCUCGCCUUCCACUUCAAUGGCGCCGCCCCGCUCAGUCUCUUCCCCAACUUCAGCACGAUGGACCCGGUCCAGAAAGCUGUCAUCAGCCACACAUUUGGGGUCCCCUCCCCUCUGAAGAAGAAGCUCUUCAUUUCCUGUAACAUCUGUCACCUGAGGUUCAACUCAGCGAACCAGGCUGAAGCACAUUACAAAGGCCACAAACAUGCCAGAAAACUCAAGGCUGUUGAAGCCGCCAAGAGCAAGCAGAGGCCACAAACCCUGGCCCAAGAUGGGACACUGGUGUCCCCAACCCCGACUCCAGCCAAUGGAGCCCCUGAGGAGCCACAGAGCAAAGCAGUUCCUGCAGCCUCUCCUCCUGGCCCCGAACUCCAGCCACCCCUGAGUCCAUACCCCACGCCCGGGGAAGAGCUGGCCCACUCAGACCUCUUGGAUGCUGCCUCCUCUUCCUCCUCUUCCUCUUGCCCACCCUGCUCCCCAGAGCCUGGGAGAGAGGCGCCAGGGCCUGAACCGGCGGCGGCUGCGGUGGGAAGCGGUGUGAGUGGGGAAGGCAGGAGCGAGAAGGGGCGCCUGUACUGCCCCACGUGUAAGGUGACAGUGAACUCCGCCUCCCAGCUGCAGGCUCACAACACAGGAGCCAAGCACCGGUGGAUGGUGGAAGGUCAGCGGGGCACUCCCCGCAGGAGCCGGGGCCGUGCAGUGCCCCGGGGAGGAGCUGGACACAAGACUAAGAGAGUGACGGGUGGCCAGGGGGGACGGCAGGGUCCGAAACCCCCUUUUCACUGUGAUCUCUGUCAGCUCCAGGUCAAUUCAGAGACCCAACUCAAGCAGCACCUGAGCAGCAGGAGGCACAAGGACCGCCUGGCCGGGAAGCCCCCCAAGCCCUCCAGCCAGCACAGCAAGCUGCAUAAGCAUGCAGCGCUGGCUGUGAGUAUCCUCAAGUCUAAGCUGGCCUUGCAGAAGCAACUCACCAAGACACUGGCAGCCCGCUUCCUGCCCAGCCCAAUCCCUACCGCAGCGGCAGCGGCCAUCUGUGCCCUGCCAGGGCCCCUUGCUCUCCGGCCUGCCCCCACAGCAGCCACCACCCUCUUCCCAACUCCGAUCCUGGGCCCAGCUCUGUUUCGCACCCCAGCAGGAGCUAUCCGCCCUGCCACAGGACCCAUCGUCUUUGCCCCCUACUAGCCACCCUGGGGAGCCCAGGGCUGAUUUCCCAGCCAUCGUUCUCCCCCACCUCCCUGAAACACCUCGGUUCCCUACAUCCCACAGGAGACUACCUUUCACAGCCUAGGGAAUCCUGCCCAAUCUAGGCGGAGCUGGGCUAAUACUAAGAGCAGCUGCCCUUCACUCCGUCUGUACCCGGGAUUGACCUAAUAUGCCCCUGGCCCAAGGACCAUCCAUCCUCACCCUCCCUCCCCCAGGCUUCUAGGGCUAGUCCUGGGCUCCCCUGUACUUCUUAUUCUGACUUAGGGGGAGCAAACUGAGAAAUCCAAAGAGCUAUGCAAAAUCCUAGCCCCAGCCCCAUGGUGCUCUCACCUCCCAACUCAAGACCUAUUACCUACAGGGCCAGAGGCCCAAGGAAUCUUCUCUCCUGAGGACAAGUCUGUGACCUCUAUUCCCCUACCCUGUUGGGGAGGCCCUCCCAAUCACUGGAAUCUCCAGGGAAUCACUGGAGAUGAGGGAGGGGUCUCAAGCUGGAGUGGGUUGAAGGCUGCCUGGACAAGGUGACCAUGGGGACGUGGAGGAGACCGUGGAGGAGAAAGGGAGCAGCAUUAAGUGGGCAAAGCCAAGGCAGGGGGCUGGGGUCAAAAGCUUCUGGGGGUUUCAUUUGCUCUGACAGGAAGGGGCUAGCAUAGAGGUAGGUGACAGUCAUGUUCUGGCUGGGCCCAGUUUCAGCAGAAGAAAUGAACAGUCCCACAAAAGUUCUCCUUUGUUAGCCUCUCAUGGAUUCCUCCUGAACUCUGGCUCUCAGCAGCGGGGGGGAUAGGGGGCAGAAAGGGGGUGGCCCUGGGUCUCCCUCCCAUGGACCUAGCAAACACCCAAUCUCCCUAGGACUCCCAAAGGGAGAGCUUUCUCCUCCAGCUCCUCGCCCCAAACUGGCCCCUAGCACUCAAUUCAGCUUCCCCCACAACCAGCACCCCAGGCCCCCUCACUGUGAAGCCGAGUGUUGGGAUCCAGUUGGAUCCACUCAAGACCCAUUUUCAUGCUGUCGAUGUCACCACCUCCAUCCCACCCCAGCAGUGCUGCCCU